Molecule: messenger RNA, 1170 nt
Organism: Symbiodinium sp. CCMP2456
Lineage: Eukaryota; Dinophyceae; Suessiales; Symbiodiniaceae
Source: the annotation of a GenBank genome assembly
AUGCGGCACAAUUCUGGAGACGCUGGUCUUUGCGAAAGUGUGCACAAGGAGCUGGAUGGAGUUUGGAAGUUCUUCUCCGAGAAACUCAAGACUUUCAAGGAUCUGCGAAUGGAUCAGGUGGCGGCGAACGUCCGGGAGCUGCGUGAUUCGUCCUUCACAAGCUUGACGUCUUUGACCAAAGAUGUUGAACAUCAUUUGAAGUCGUCCAAAGACAGUCUGGGGAGGAUCGUGGCAGCAGAGGAGUCGCUCCAGAAGAGCAUGGUGGAGACUGAAAGAAAAAGCCAGGAGAUAUCAAACAAAGCCACAGUCCUUGUAAGCCACGUCAAUGGGUACCAAAAAUCAUUAGAGAAACUGUCUGUAGAUGAUGCGGUCGAUAAAGUUGCAGUGUUUUCAGCGCUUCUCGAUGAGCUGAAGAAGGCCGAUCCGCAGAGACUUUUGACGAGCGUCAAGGAACAGAUGGGAAAAGUUGGUCCAAGCAUUGAUGGCUUCGCGACGAAAAUGGCUGACACGGUUAAUCAAAGCACUGCAGAGAUGCAAUCCUUUGUAAAGGCCUAUAAGGAACAGCUAGACCCUGGCAUCCAAGAGGGCCUGAAGAUCUUGAAGGUGUUUUCAGAGGAAGCGAGCAGAGUCCAGAGGCGCUUGGAGGACACGGACGGCAGCUUCAAGAACCAUUCCGAGACGCUCCGCCAGGUAAUUCGAGACGAGGGCAGUGUGAUUGCGGAGAAAUGCGGCCGAGAUUUGUCUGAUGCCAAGGAGCGGAUCGAUGAUUCAAGCCAAAGAUUCGCUUCCACUGUGCAGAAGAUCCAGGACAGCCUCAAAAAGCACCAUGAAGCCCACGAGCAGGAGGUGCAAUAUUUGAAGGAGGAUAUACAGAGAAGAAACGAAAAGAUGGAGAGAGAUUCCCGAGAGAAAAUGAAGGAAGUGGUUCAGUCUCACGAGGACCGUGCCGCACGCUUCAUCAAAAACACGGAGGACUCAAUGAAGAAGCUUACGGAGGCAUCAGCGACCUUGCAGAGCGUACAAGACACAAUUGGCCAAGUAGCUGCCAAGGAGGUGGAGGUUGUCUUCAAAAAGUUCAAAACAGAAUACGAGCAUUUCCGCGGCAUCUUGGACGAGUCUCUGGAGCCGUUGAGAAGGUUGAUGAUGUCGGGCAGAAGUUGGUACAAAUGA